Molecule: messenger RNA, 2513 nt
Organism: Sinocyclocheilus anshuiensis
Lineage: Eukaryota; Metazoa; Chordata; Actinopteri; Cypriniformes; Cyprinidae
Product: sodium- and chloride-dependent glycine transporter 2-like
Exons: 17
Coding region: 43-2268 (741 amino acids)
Biological process (GO): sodium ion transmembrane transport; nitrogen compound transport; amino acid import across plasma membrane
Cellular component (GO): plasma membrane
Molecular function (GO): amino acid:sodium symporter activity
Source: RefSeq, a predicted model, not a curated record
GCUGUUUUCUGCUAUUAACCCACAUUUGUUGACUCUGCACAAAUGGAUUUUUCUGAGCACGGGGAAAUGUUGAGACAACCGUCAAACGGUAUUCCGCCCCAGCCGUCUGGGGGAGCGGUUGGAGCUACAACUACUAACACACCGGAGAAUGGGAACCCGGUGCCCCAACCGCCGCCUGUAAACGAACGGAAAACUUUUUGUCCUUCGGAAAAUAAACCGUGCGAAAUGGAAGCCAAUAAAGCAUACGGGACGUUUAAAAACGCCGCACCUGGACCCACGUUUGCUCCCGUUAAUUCUGCCGUGCGCAAGGAUUCCGUCGGUAAAAUGGAUGGUUCGACCGGUAAAGCCACGUCGGACUUCAUGUCUAACAAUCAAAGUGCUGUAAGGAUCGCGGCGGAGCAUAACAACACCACCGGUGACUGGACCUCCAUGAGCCAGACCACCAUCAUCCUGGGUACAGAUGGCAAUACAUCUGUUCUGCCUGGCACGGUGACCGGGGAUGAUGAUGAUGAUGAUGGAGGAGAUGAGAAUAAGGCCCGGGGGAACUGGUCCAACAAACUGGAUUUUAUUCUGUCCAUGGUGGGAUAUGCCGUGGGUUUGGGAAAUGUGUGGAGAUUCCCAUAUCUUGCUUUCCAGAAUGGUGGAGGCGCGUUUUUGAUACCUUACCUAAUCAUGUUAGGCCUCGCCGGUAUACCUAUAUUUUUGUUGGAGGUGUCUUUGGGUCAGUUCGCCAGCCAAGGCCCGGUGUCAGUAUGGAAAGCGAUCCCAGCUCUACAAGGUUGCGGGAUUGCCAUGUUGAUAAUAUCUGUCUUGAUAGCCAUAUACUAUAAUAUUAUUAUCUACAGAAACUACUCCUGUAUACUAAGGGACAGAGACAUCACAUCAAUCAAGAACACCACAUUCUGUUUAUCUGCAAAUGCUGUCGGGAAUUUAAGUAAACUGUUAAAUGUCACAAUGGACAAUAAAACCUAUGUCAGCCCUAGUGAGGAGUAUUUCAAGUAUAAUGUGUUGCAUAUUUCCAAGGGUAUUGAAUACCCAGGUGACAUCCGUUGGCCCUUGGCUGCUUGUCUUUUUCUGGCCUGGCUUAUUGUUUAUGCCUCUUUGGCAAAAGGGAUCAAGUCCUCAGGGAAGGUGGUGUAUUUCACUGCCACGUUCCCCUAUGUGGUGUUGGUCAUCCUGUUGAUCCGAGGGGUCACUCUGCCCGGAGCCGGUUCUGGGAUCCUUUACUUCAUAACACCCAAAUGGGAAAAACUCAAUGAUGCCAAGGUUUGGAAGGAUGCUGCUACACAGAUUUUCUUCUCUCUGUCUGCAGCAUGGGGUGGUCUUAUAACCCUCUCGUCCUACAAUAAGUUCCAUAACAACUGUUACAGGGAUACUCUCAUUGUGACGUGUACUAACAGUGCCACAAGUGUAUUUGCUGGUUUUGUCAUUUUUUCAGUUAUUGGCUUCAUGGCUCAUGAGCUCAAAGUCCCAAUUGAGAGUGUGGCAGAUGAAGGUCCAGGAAUUGCUUUUGUGGUCUAUCCAGAGGCUCUGACUAGGUUGCCCUUGUCACCAUUCUGGGCCAUCAUCUUCUUCCUCAUGCUGCUUACACUUGGUCUGGAUACUAUGUUUGCCACCAUAGAAACUAUAGUGACGUCUGUUUCUGAUGAGUUCCCCAAGUACCUGCGCAAACACAAGCCUCUGUUCACUUUGGUUUGCUGUUUGUCCUUUUUUGUGCUGGGUUUCCCCAUGAUCACUGAGAAUGGAAUGUACAUGCUUCAGCUGGUGGACACUUUUGCAGCCUCUUAUUCUCUGGUCAUCAUUGCUAUAUUCGAACUGAUUGGAAUCUCGUACAUUUAUGGACUACAGCGGUUCUGUGAGGACAUUGAGAUGAUGAUUGGGUUCCAGCCAAACAAGUUUUGGAGAAUCUGCUGGGCCUUUGUCACACCAACUAUUCUCACAUUUAUCUUAGCACUUAGUCUGUACCAGUGGAAGGUGAUGACAUAUGAGGAUUACACUUAUCCGACCUGGUCUAUGGUUCUCGGCUGGCUUAUGGUCAUCUGUUCUGUCAUAUGGAUUCCCAUCAUGUUUGUUAUUAAGAUGCACAUUGCACCUGGAUCGUUAAUUGAGCGUCUGAAGUUGGUGUGCUCUCCUCAACCCGACUGGGGUCCAUUCCUGAUGAAACACCGCGGGGAACGCUACAAGAACAUGAUCGACCCUCUGGGUACCAACUCCCUUGGCCUCAAACUUCCCCCCAAAGAUUUCCAGCUAUCAGCCCAAUAUCAAUAAUCCUCCUCAAUUCCCUGUGAGUGUGAGAUUCCCCGAGGCCUCUGAGAGUGAGACCUGCCCUCACGUCAAACUCUUUCCCUAUUCAACCUCCCCUCUUUUCCAUAGCGUUCUCUUUCAGCCAUAUUCCCCCUCUUCUGACACUUUUAGAGGGGUUUUUCAGGUGGAAAGCACAGACAACUCCCUAUGAUUUUUUGUUUUCUGAAUAAUUAUUCGUAGUCAGUCUGAGAGUAGGUCUUUCGUGCACA